AUGUCAUUUUAUCGAGACGAGAUUGAUGGACUACGGGCACUUGCAAUUAUUCCAGUCAUUUUAUUUCACACUGGUCACCAUUCGUCUUUCGCUGGAGGUUACAUUGGCGUUGAUGUAUUCUUUGUGAUAAGUGGUUAUCUAAUUACAUCUGUCAUUGAGAACGAACGUGAAAAAGGAAAUUUUUCACUUGUUCAUUUUUAUGAACGACGUUGUCGUCGAAUACUCCCUGCACUAUUUUUUAUUUUACUCAUUAGUAGUAUUUUUGCUUAUUGUUGGAUGUCACCUGAUCAAUUAAAGGACUUUGGACAAACUUUAAUUUCUAUAAUUACUCUUUCAUCAAAUAUAUUCUUUUGGUGGAAACACAAUCGCCGUUUUACAAGAUUAACUGAGUUAAAUCCUCUUGUUCACACAUGGAGUUUAGCUGCUGAAGAACAAUUUUAUUUGGUAUUUCCACACAUUCCUCCGUUUCCCAACUGUUAUACUCUUGUACCCACGUUGGGCGCGACAUUAAUUAUUUUAUUUGGACAGAAGACAUUAGUUGGACAACUACUUUCUCAACGUCUAUUACGUUGGAUAGGUCUCAUUUCUUAUAGUGCUUAUCUUUGGCAUCAACCUUUAAUCAUUUUUAUUCAUCUGCGAUAUCACAAUAUACCGCAAAUAUUACUCAUGUUGAUUGUAGUCUGUAUUGUUUUAGCACUUAGUUGUAUUAGCUAUACCUUCAUUGAACAACCAUUUCGUAAUAAAAAACGUUUUUCUCGAAAACACAUUUUUUUUGCUUCUGGUGUAAGUGCUAUAAUAACACUUAUUCUCGCAUUAUUUCUUAUUCAAACUGCAACUAAUCGAACACUACUACUGAACAAAGAAAAUGAUUCUUAUCUAUCUGAUUUAAUAAAAAAUGGUAAUUAUCAAUACGUUCAACGAGCAUUCAAAGCCUUAAGAGAGGAAAAAAACACAUUUUCAAAUCGAACAUCAACAACAAACAAACGACUGAUGCUGAUUGGUGAUAGUUUUGCACACGACUUUUAUAAUAUUAUUAAUGAAGGAAAGCAUCUGGUCAAUUAUGAUAUUCUUGUGCAUUUUGUUGAUGUACAUUGUCAAAUUUAUUUAGGUUCCGAAGAUCGACAACAAUUUAUUGAAGCAGAGUAUCGUCAAACAUGUGCAAAUGAUUAUGACAUUAAAUAUGCUUUACCACAUAUUCAUCAAGCUGAUGUUAUUAUUUUAUCUAGUUAUUGGCGUAAAUGGGCUGCUGAACGAUUACCAAUGACAUUAAAAUUAUUAAAUUUAACAAAACAGCAACAAAUAUUUGUUAUUGGACUGAAAAAUUUUGGUACAAUUAAUCCAAGAUUAUAUGUUAAUAAAUCAACUCAAUAUAGAUUUAAACAAUAUCAGUAUCCAAAUAUAGACGUUAUCGAAAUCAAUAGAUAUAAUCAGACAUGCCCUCUUUUUACUCGUGAUGGAAAAUUAAUAACAUAUGAUGGAAUGGAUUUGACAAAAUUUGGUGCUAUUUAUGUUGGAAACAUUAUUUUUAACCGUAAACCAUUAAAUAAGUUUAAAGGUUAUGAAAAUUUCAAAUGCUAUUCAAUGGGAACAUCAUCUACUAAGCCAUCUCGAAAUAUAACUAAACCUCAAGGAAUAAAACCUACUGUUGAUUCAUCAUCUUAUAUCUUAGGUAAAAAUACAUCAACUGCCCCUGAGAAAAAUUCCAAUCAACUAGAUAAUAAUUUUGAAUAUAAUCGAUUAAAUUUUAUUCCUGAUUCUAAGAAAUUAUGGGAUUUACCAGUAACAUCACGAGUGCCAAGAACAACGUCAGUGUUGCAAAAAUCUUCUACAAUAUCUAAUUUAUCUGUAUCACCACAAAAACGAUUACAGUAUUUAGAUAAUUCACCUGAUAUGUCAAAUCAACGAAAAUAUAAAUGUGAUCAAUGUGGAAUAGUAUUUCCAUCAGAUGAAGCUUUAUUUAAACAUAAAACAAGAUUUUGUAUUGGUGUUAAAGAUUCUGGUAUCGGACGAAAACCUGUUUAUUCAGAUGAUGAAGAAAUAGAUAAUAAUAGUAGUUAUGAAGAUUAUAAUGAUAAUAAGAAACCAACUAUAAGAAAAGUUAUUCGACACCAAACACCUACGAAAAAAAAAAUAGAAGAAAUUAAUGAAUGGAAAUUACAACGUUCAAUGCGUGAAAUGGUCGAAGAUAUCGAAGAUCAAAUAUUAGAUAAUAAACAAAAAUCACAAAAACUUAUGGAUUAUACGAAAAAACAAGAUGAUAUUUAUCAUGAAAUUCUUGUUGAAUACGAACGAUUACAAAAGCAAGAACAAGAUGUUUUAUGUCAAAUGUAUAAUUUGCAAAUCGAAUCUAAACCAGUGAAAGAUCUUAAUAAUACACUUAAGCAAACGAAUCAAUUAACUGAUAAUCAAAACGAUCGUCUUGAAGAAUUACAACGAAGAAAUCAUCGUCUUGAACAAGAACGUCGAAUUAUUCAACAAAAACUCGAAGAAUUAAUAUCAGCUAAUUAUCAACCAACAAGAAUGUCAAAUUAUGAUCCAUAUAGAGUUUUACGUGAAAUGAAAGAACAACAAGAACUUAAUGAGAAAGCUUUAGACUUUCUACGAGGACUUCAUUUAUCAACUGUCAGCACUACAUCAUCUUUACCAUAUGCUACUAGUCGAUUACGACGAGCAGUUGGUGAUAAUGUCAGAAGUUCUCGAAAUGAUUAUAUGCAUUCCGGUGGUCAUGAUGCAAAUGUUAUCACACGAUAUAGUGAUCUUGAAUAUCAACUAAGUGCCUAUGAACAAUAUCCAUGGACGAAAGAUUAUCCUGAACCAUUACAACAAAUUAAAUAUGAAUCUGAACGUCAAAUUGAUCCAAUAACUGAAGGAUUAAAAUUAGCUAAUCAACAAAAUGAACGACUACAGUAUGAACUUGAAGAAAUGCAUAAGAAGUUUGAUACACUUAGUACACGUACAAGACAAUUAGAAUUAUCAAUGUCACCAAAUGGCAUGCCGAAUUCAUUUGAUAAUUAUGAUCGUUAUUUAUCAUCACAAAAUACUUCAUAUCAACGAACAGCUCGUGAUAAUAACAAUGACCAAUUAAAUCAACAUGAAAAUAAUCAACAAAAAUCAUUAAAUACAUUGGAUAAACGUAUUACACGUGUAAGUCCAGCUCCGCGUAUUUCAACUUCAAAUAUAAAUAAAUAUCGUAAUCCACUUGCUCCUCAUUCAUAUGAUCCAGUUGGUGGUUUUAUUAUAUUUUUUGAUUUUAUUGUUAAUCUUCCUUCAACAAUUCAACAAUGUCGCCUUAUAACAUCUAUUCAUCAUCCUAAAUCUGGACUUGGUGAACCAUCAGAAUUAGAACCAGUGAAAUGUGAAAAAUAUACUGAGGGAAAAUUUGAUGGAUCUACGAAUGUUGCUUUCAUUGCUACUAAACAACCUGUACCAGGAUGUCCACCACAACAAGCAUUAACCAUUGUUAUUGAAGUACAAACAUCAACAAAUAAACAAGCACCACCUGAGGAUUUCGAAACAAAGGCGUGGACAAAAUUGGCAUUAUUUGAUAGUAAAAAUCGCUUAUGUAGUGGUCGAUGGAAAGUACCUUUAAAAGCACUACCAGUUCGUCAAGAUGAUAGUCUUGCUGUUAUUAGUAGAGUUCCAACAUUCGGAGGUGCUGAAUUAUAUUAUAGACUAGUGAACUCACAAGAUGCAAACGAUCAAUCUGAUGCACCAUUGUCACUGAAAUAUCGAGAAAAUUAUAUUUAUCCUGUACAAUAUCGAAAUUGA
Rotaria sp. Silwood1 is the source of this 3768-nucleotide messenger RNA. The record is from the annotation of a GenBank genome assembly. NCBI's taxonomy places the organism in Eukaryota, Metazoa, Rotifera, Eurotatoria, Philodinida, Philodinidae.